Podospora anserina S mat+ is the source of this 714-nucleotide messenger RNA. RefSeq lists its product as uncharacterized. Gene Ontology annotation, molecular function: hydrolase activity. The transcript has a single exon. NCBI's taxonomy places the organism in Eukaryota, Fungi, Ascomycota, Sordariomycetes, Sordariales, Podosporaceae. The record is from RefSeq and is a predicted model, not a curated record. Bases 1 to 714 code for a protein of 237 amino acids.
AUGGCCGCCACUUACGUUGCUAUUGAGCGUGGAAUCCCCGCCAUGGCAUUCUGGACUGGCAACGAAGCCACCGUCUAUUCGUCACUCAACACUAGCACCAAAGCUGGGCUCCAGGAUCCCGCCACCAUCAAUGCUCGCCUUGCCUCUAACCUUGUGCAAGCUUUCAUCAGCAAGGCAAACGGAGAUCGAGUCCUUCCCGAGGGAUACGGUGUGACUGUCGACUUGCCCUACAUCACAUCCGAGACAAGCGAUGAAUGCACGAACCCCCCUUUUGUUCUGACACGGGCCACCCAGGACGUGGGAGUCAAGGUUGCGUACAACCACAAGAGCGGCGUCUUCAACCGCAUGCACACCGAUGCUGGCUACAAUCAGUUUGAGGCUACCGACACGGUAAGCACCGUUGCGCCCAAGUGCCUCAGUGCUGUUACUGUCUUUUCCCUUGACUACGACGCCAGCCACCGGAGGCAGUGCUUCAACCUGGCAGAUGUGACGGCAAUCAUUCCUGUCUUGGUACACUCCAAUGGCACGACACCACUCACGGGAGGAUUGGGGGCCAAUGCUUCAAUCGCGGGCAAUAGUAGCUCGCAACCGCCAACUCCUGUGGAGGCCCCACCACCAUCGGGACAAACUGCUGUUACUAGCAUCGCGACACUGGCUCAAUGGUCUGUCAAUUUGUUAGUUCUUGGUCUUGUGGUCGGGAUGACGCUGUUGUAA